Fusarium coffeatum is the source of this 975-nucleotide messenger RNA. RefSeq lists its product as uncharacterized. The transcript has 3 exons. The record is from RefSeq and is a predicted model, not a curated record. The coding region runs from base 1 to 975 and encodes 324 amino acids. Gene Ontology annotation, molecular function: pectate lyase activity. Lineage: Eukaryota; Fungi; Ascomycota; Sordariomycetes; Hypocreales; Nectriaceae.
AUGAAGUUCAGCUCAAUCCUCACCACUGUCUUCGCCACUCUGGCAACCAGCUCACCCCUCGAAACCCGCGAUGCCGUCUUCAAGCGUCAAGCCGCAGAGGCCUGCACCGUAGGCUACUGCACCCAGAACGGUGGAACUACCGGUGGAGUAAAGGGUCAAACCGUCACUGUGACCACCCUCGCUGCUCUCCAAGAAGCCGCCAAGCGCGAUGGACCUCUUACUAUCAUCGUCAACGGCAAGUUGACCGGUAGCGAUAGGGUCCGACCUACUUCUGACAAGACAAUCAUCGGUGCUUCUGGUAGCUCACUUACCGGUAUCGGCUUCUACGUUCGUCGCCAGAAGAAUGUUAUUCUUCGAAACCUCAAGAUCGCCAAGGUUGAUGCUUCCAACGGCGAUGCCAUCGGUAUCGAUGAGUCUACUAAUGUCUGGGUUGAUCACUGUGAUCUAUCUGGUGACUUGAGCGGUGGAAAGGAUGACCUUGAUGGUCUUCUCGACAUCUCUCACGGUGCUGAUUGGGUUACUGUGUCUAACACUUACUUCCACGACCACUGGAAGGGCUCUCUGAUCGGCCACUCAGACUCCAACGCCUCCGAGGACAAAGGCAAACUCCACAUCACCUACGCCAACAACUACUGGAAGAACGUCAACAGCCGCCAACCCCUCAUUCGCUUCGCCACCGUCCAUCUCGUCAACAACUACUGGGACAAGAUCCUUCUUUCCGGUGUCAACACCCGCAUGGGUGCUCAAGUUCUUGUUCAAAGCUCUGCUUUCGCCAACUCUGUUGAGCGCGCUAUCUUCUUCGCUGAUUCCAAGGAAACUGGCUAUGCUGUUGUCGAUGAUGUUGAUCUUGGUGGUUCUGUCAACUCUGCCCCUAAGGGUACGCUUACUGCUGCUAGCUUGCCUUACAAGGUUACGCUUUUGGGAAGUAAGAAGGUUGCUUCUGUUAUCCCUGGUACUGCUGGUCAGAAGUUGUAA